AUGGAGCCUCUGGAAUCAGUGACGUUUGAAGAUGUAGCGAUCAACUUCACCCAGGAAGAGUGGGCCCUGCUGGACACAUCCCAGAAAACCCUGUUCAGAAAUGUGAUGCUGGAAAAUAUCACCCACCUGGUCUCCGUAGGGUAUCAGAUCGGCAAAUCAGAUGUGGUUUCCCAGCUCGAACAAGGAAAAGAGCUGUGGAGUGAAGCAACAAGAUGCCUCCAAGGCCAGAGUCCAGAUGGUGAAAGUCCGCUUAGACAAGAAAUGAUAUUCACGCAAAUUGUCCACAGGAAGCACAUAUCUGCCACCAUGCCAAUGCAGGUUUCUCACAUGCAAGGGGAUCCUGUUGGAUGGAUUGAUUUGAGUGAUGAAUUUACUCCUAGAUCUUCACCUCAGCAUUCACCAGUUCCCUUAAGAAGGAAAAGUAAUGUCAGCAAACAGCAUGGAAAAUCACUUAGUCAAGGGUCAUUCCUUGACGGACAGGAUCACAUUCACACUAGAGCUAAAUCAUUUGAAUGUCCUCUAUGUGGGAAAGCCUUUAGUACUUGCUUUAGGCUCAGGCAACACAAGAUCAUUCACACUGGAGAGAAACCAUAUAAAUGUCAUGUGUGUGGGCAAGUCUUCAAUCAAAGUUCCCACGUGAAACGACACAACAAAACCCACACUGGAGAGAAACCACAUGUAUGUCUUCUGUGUGGGAAGGCCUUCACUCAAAUUUCUGAACUGACUCGGCACAAAAGGACCCACACAGGAGAGAAACCCUAUGAAUGUCAGCGCUGUGGGAAUGCCUUCAGUCAGCGUGCAAACCUGAGAAGACAUGAGAGAACCCACACUGGAGAGAGGCCCUUUGAAUGUCAGCGGUGUGGGAGAUGCUUCAAUCGUGUCUCUUCCAUGAGACGACAUGAGGGAACCCAGCACGGAGAGAAAGUCAGGAGGGCCCUCAGUAUACGUUCUGACCUGAGAUGA
This is a messenger RNA of Lipotes vexillifer (Yangtze River dolphin), 963 nucleotides long. RefSeq names its product putative zinc finger protein 702. The record is from RefSeq and is a predicted model, not a curated record. Gene Ontology annotation, molecular function: DNA-binding transcription factor activity, RNA polymerase II-specific; RNA polymerase II cis-regulatory region sequence-specific DNA binding. Gene Ontology annotation, biological process: regulation of DNA-templated transcription. Lineage: Eukaryota; Metazoa; Chordata; Mammalia; Artiodactyla; Lipotidae.